Messenger RNA from Cetraspora pellucida, 657 nucleotides. NCBI's taxonomy places the organism in Eukaryota, Fungi, Glomeromycota, Glomeromycetes, Diversisporales, Gigasporaceae. The record is from the annotation of a GenBank genome assembly.
AUGUAUAACAAUGAGCAAUGGCUACAGCAUCUUUUUGAUGUAUUAGCAGAAGAUGAAGUUGAUCACUAUUCAAAUCGUCUUUAUUAUGAAGGAGAAACUUGUGAUCCAAAAGGUAUAGACAGAAUGUCGGAGGAUGAUUACGCCGCAUUCAUUCGCAAAGGUAUGUAUGAAAAACAACAUAAACAGGAGUUAAAAGAACAAAGAAAAAAAGAAGAGGAAUUUAAACAGAAGCAAAGGGCAAAGCAGAGAAGAAUGGCGGAAAUGCAAGCAGAACAACAACGGUUAAUGCGUCAUUACCAAGCAGAACAGAUACGCCUGCAAGAAAUGAAACAUGAAAGGCGAGCCUCAUAUUUAGCUCGUUGGAAUCAAUUUGAUAUAAAUGGACAGUCAUCUAUUAUGUUCAAAGAUAUUCCAUGGCCUACUGCUGACAUAAAAAGACUAUCAAAAGUCGACGUAGAGGAUUUUUUAUUAUCAACUAUUAAGGAUAAUUCUGAAAUAAGAUCUAUAUUGCGUCAGGAACAGAUCCGUUUUCAUCCUGACCGUUGGCAUCGAUGGAUUAAACGAAUGCCAUCCGAAAGACAGAAAAAGAAAAUAAUGGAAACUGUUACUGACAUUUCUCGUAUAAUUAAUGUGUUGUGUGAAGAAAGAUGUACUUAA